GCACAUGCCAACCUAAACCCUCAAUAAUACAUAUAUUUGAUCUUAGUUUACAGUUAGAUCGAUUGUUGACUUUCCGCUGGCACAGGCUGGAAAUUUGAAAUUGUCUCGUUAUCCGCAAGCUACAAAGUGUCUCGAGGAGGACUCAGUUCUUUUUUAAUUUACAAAUCUCUCUCUUUCUUUCUCUCUCUCUCUCUCUAGCCUCCAUGGAUUUCGAUUCACAGCAGAAGCCGGAGUCGGAACUGAUCUCACUCAUUGAGAAAAUAAUCUUUGUCGGCAAACCGGAGUCGCAAUUGGUGGUAUCACUCGUGACGCAAACAAUCUCUCUCAUCAGAUCUAUAGAUUCAGAUCCGGAUACAAAGCAGGACUCGGAGCCGGAGCUCAUGUCACUCAUUUCUCAAAUAUACUCGUAUCUCGAAUCUAGGAAUUCAGAUGAGCUUUCAUCACUCCUUGAUCAAAUAGUCUCUCUCGUCGAGUCUACAUACUCGGAGCCGCCAGAGAUGAAGCUCGCCUCACUCAUUAAGAAACUAAUGCCUCUCAUAGAUACACAGAUCCCACCAAUCUUUACGGGAAAGUCUCUCACAUACGAUGCGAAGCUUCUCCUCUAUACGAAGACGUUAGCGAGCCGGGAUGCAAAUGUCGUAUCACUCAUAGUUGAAAUUGUCACUCUGGUCAACUCUACGGAUUUGGAUUCGCUGCCGGAGUCGGAGCUCAUGUCUGUCGUUACUCAAACAAUCUCUUUCUUCAACUCUAUGGAUCUGGAUUCCCAGCCGGAGCCGCUAAGGAAGCUUAUAUCAAUCUUUUCUCAAAAAUAUUUUUCGGAUUCAGAGUUGGAGCUGGCCCUGGAUUGGGACUUCAUGUCGCUCGUUGAUAAAACAUUGACUUUUGAGCCGGAGCCGAAGCUCAUAUCACUCAUCCUUGAGAUAGUCACCCUUGUCUUCUCCAUGUAUACACAGUGGGACAAGCUUAUUUCCUUAUGUCCUCGCUUAAAUGUUAGUUUGAAAGAGGAAAAGUUUCAUGUGGAGCCCAAAUACAAGAUGUGGAACGGCAAGCUGGAGUGUCUCCCUUUCAACUGGCAGAAAUUCUGGUUAACAAGAGGAGAACUCGCUUCCCAUUUUCUCUGCCAAGGUUGCAACGGCAAGAACCAUAAAGAAUAUAACAAGGCUCCAGCUGAGAUCAAACACCCUUUUCAUCCUAAACAUCCUCUUCUCCUCGUCUCCUUGCAAAUGCUUAGUAGCACGAGGAAAUGCUAUUGUUGCGAUGAAGAUCUCAAGAAUAUCUUUUAUUAUUGCUCCGCUUGCGAGUUUGCUGUUAAUUUUGCUUGUGUGCAGAAACCACCAGAGUUGUCUAUGCACCAUCCCAAGUGGCAUGAGCAUACUCUUGCUCUGUUUCCAACGCAGACUCCAUUUCCUUGCAGCAUCUGUGCCUUGACACAUUCAAGCGGUCCUUUCUAUACAUCAAGCGGUCCUUUCUAUACAUGUCCCCCUUGUGACUUUGUUAUCCAUCAAAAGUGUUUCAGCUUACCACGUGUCAUAAGGAUAUCUCGCCAUCCCCAUCGUAUCUCGUUUACUCCUUCUUUUGACCCUGAAAAAUAUUGGUCUUGUGGUGUUUGUCGCAGAAAGAUCGAGAAUGAUUAUGGGUGCUAUUCUUGCGUCAAGGACGGCUGUUCCUAUGCGGCUCAUUCGAAAUGUGCCACACAGACCAAUGUGUGGGAUGGUAAAGAACUUGAAGGAGAGCCAGAAGAAGACAUGGAUGAAGAAGUCGAGUCGUUUGUGACGAUAAGCGAUGGAAUUAUACAACAUUUCAGUCAUGAGCAUCAUCAUAUGAGACUUGAUGUGAACACAGACAGAGAUUACGACGAGAAUAAGUUGUGUCAAGCAUGUACCACGCCUAUCUAUUUUGGUAACUUCUUCUCCUGUAUGCAAUGUGAUUUCAUUCUCCAUGAGAAAUGUGCUAAUUUUCGUCGUAAAAUACAUCAUCCGACACAUCCUCAUCUGCUCACUCUAUCCAGAACAUACGAAGGUGAGCAUCAUGCGUUUGCAUGUUCAGCUUGUUCUGUGUGGUGCACUGCUGGUUUCUUCUAUGAGUGCAAUGAAGAAGCAUGUUAUUUUAAGGUACAUGUGCAGUGCGCCACAAUUUCUGAGCCGUUAGUCCACGAAAGUCAUAUGCAUCCUUUAUUCCUAACAUCCAAACCAGAAGAGGAGCAAAGAACAUGUAAUGUUUGCCAUAAUUUAAGAAGGGGUGGUAGUGAAACAUUCAAUUGCAUUGAGGAGUGUAACUUUUCUUUGUGCUUUGGAUGUGCUACUAUACCUCAUAAGGCGAGGUAUAAGCAUGAUAAGCAUAUGCUCACUAUUUCUUAUGGGGAGAAGACUAGUACCAUGACGUAUUGGUGUGAAGUUUGCGAGGGAAAAAUAGAUCCAAAGGAGCGGUUUUACAUGUGUGAUGAGUAUUGUUGUGUCACCUUACACAUGCCAUGUAUGCUUGGUUGGGACUUAUACAUGAAGCCCGGUUCAUCGUGGAUAAGAGGCAGUAAAAAAGUAUAUGCUUUGCCGAACAAUCAUCAUAUGUCUAGACCUAUUUGCCCCCGUUGUGAGAGGCGCUGUCCAUACAAAACAGUUCUCAAAGAGAAUGAAUUAGCAUUUUGUUCCAUAUUAUGUAUUAUGUGGAAGAAGUAACCCUGUAGCUUCAUUUACUUUUUUCUUGUUAAGAGAAAUAUUUAUGAAUUUGCAUUCUGUUGCAUUGAUUAGUCAAACAAUGAUAUGUCCAAUAUUGUUAUGAGAUGUUUCCAGGGAAAUUUUUCUAAAAGAAGUAUCUUUCUUUGCAUGUGAUUCUUGAAAGACU
Arabidopsis thaliana (thale cress) is the source of this 2838-nucleotide messenger RNA. Its product is annotated as Cysteine/Histidine-rich C1 domain family protein. The record is from RefSeq and is marked reviewed. The transcript has a single exon. The coding region runs from base 204 to 2672 and encodes 822 amino acids. NCBI's taxonomy places the organism in Eukaryota, Viridiplantae, Streptophyta, Magnoliopsida, Brassicales, Brassicaceae.